Messenger RNA from Pygocentrus nattereri (red-bellied piranha), 4046 nucleotides. It is a transcript of the gene cntrob, whose product is annotated as centrobin, centrosomal BRCA2 interacting protein. The transcript is spliced from 21 exons. NCBI's taxonomy places the organism in Eukaryota, Metazoa, Chordata, Actinopteri, Characiformes, Serrasalmidae. The record is from RefSeq and is a predicted model, not a curated record. Bases 691 to 3918 code for a protein of 1075 amino acids. Gene Ontology annotation, cellular component: centrosome; centriole. Gene Ontology annotation, biological process: regulation of cilium assembly; centrosome separation; mitotic cytokinetic process.
CGUUUAAAGCCGUUUCUCUCGCUCCUUUAUGUGUAAAAAUGUACUAACGGCGCGUUUUUUGGCUCGUAACUCCGCCGUGGUGUGAAACCGAGCGUCUAAAUGUGCUUUUCUGAUAUGAAUUAUUGAUCAUUGAUCAGUUUCUGAGCGGAGCUGCUGGUCGGCGGUUGUCGAUGACGUCAGAGGCCGUGGUUGCUAUGGCGCCGACUGGCCCGGGAAACUUGUUUAGCGUUAGCGUUAGCAUUAGCAUUAGCUCCGGCUGAAAGCUGCGGGUUUGAAGCUCCGGGGUCGGUGAGGAACUCCGGGCUUUAUCUGUUUAUUCGCGUUUGAUAGACGCUCGGCUUAUUUAGCCGCUCUGAACUCUUAAACGGGGCUGUUUAUACAUGUUUUUCCAGAGGCUCUUUAGCCGCGCUGCUAACCACAGCGCUCAGCUUUAGGGGGGUAUAAAACCACCCGGCGGGGCUUUUAACGCGAAUAUAUCGACUUUUAUCCUCCACACCUUCAUCUGUGUGUCUGUAAACAGCGAAAUGCCGAUGGGUUCGUGUUAAAUUAGCCUUAGAUGUUCACAAAGCUUCCUAUUCACCAGCCUUCUUGUUCGAAUUGUUCCGUUCCACCUUAAAUAGAGAGCAAGACCUGUUAGAAAACGGCUCUGGAGGACUGGGUCAGAACCAAGUCAGCUAAAUAAAGUGCGAGAUGUCUGUGGAGACGGCAGAUGUUCUGAGCGAUGUGGAGCCCCUGCCUGUGUCCUCUCCUGCGUCCCCCUCUCCUCCUCUUUUCCCUCUGUCCUCCUCUUUUCCCUCUCUCACUCGCUCCUGGCCCUCCUCUCCCCUCUCCUCCUCUCGCCAGGUCACCGCUCGGCUCUACUCGUCUCUACAGCGCAGUAAAGAGCAGGAGCUCUACAGCACCGGCGGUUACACCGCCCGCCGUCCGCUCGUCUCCACCGACCACUCGGCCAAAGCCAGGCAGGUGUCCUUUAAGCCCUCCUCUCCGGAGCUGGGCUCUCUUGCCGUGGCGACAGGCUCUGUUCCCUCCGACAGGCUGAACGAGUCGCAGCAGGCCGACUUGAGUCUGGAGGCGGACUCCUCCCGUGACGCCGCCUCUGGAGCGGAGGAGACGGAGUCGGAGGCGGAGCUGAUGACCGGCGAGAUGGACCUGAAGCUGCAGAGCAGCGUGAACAGCAGCGCUAAGCUUUCGAGCGGCCGGCGGCAUAUCGAGGAGAUGGAGAACGUGAGGAGUCAUUUACAGACGAUGCUGAGAUCAGUGCCCACAGCGACUGACACAGACGAUCUCCUGAGACCUGCAUCACAGCAUCUUCAGGACGACUCGUACAAGAGUGACACCACCUCCCACCUGCUCAGUGCGGCUCUCUCUCUCGGCGGUGUAGAGGAGCUGUUUCCGCGGUAUUCUCGUCUCCGUGCCGGCGUAAACCCCGCGCCCCUCCCGUCUGUGUCCGAGCUGCAGGUGAUCAGGGAGAGUCUGGACAGAGAGAGAGCGAGACGCAAGCACUCUGAGCAGCAGGUGUUGGUCCUCCAGAAUAAAUUGUUAGCGCUGCAGCAGCAGUUAGCACUGGCCGUGUCUGCUGACCGCAAGAAGGACAUCAUGAUCGAGCAGCUCGACAAGACGUUGGAGAAGGUGGUGGAGGGCUGGCGUCGGCACGAGCAAGAGAAGAGUGAGGGAGUGAGGCGGCUGCAGGAGGAGAAGGAGGCGGCGGAGAGUGCGCGGGACAAACACAGAGAGGCUCUGGCGAGCUUUGAGAAGAGUCUGUCAGAGGCAGCGGAGGCGCUGGAUAAGGAGCAGAAACGCAGUGAGGAGCUACAGAACGUCAACAAACAGCAGGAGCGGGAGCUGGCGGAGCUGCGGGGGUGUGUGGAGGAGCUGCGUGUCCGGGUGGAGGAGCGGCGGUCCGAGGCUGAAGAGGAACGAGCCAAAUCGGAGAAACUCCAGACUCUCGCCGUCACUCUGCAGACAGAGCUGGAUCAGCAGAACCAGCAGAGCCGACACUCACUGUCUCAGCUACAGCAGGACAUCACGCGCCUCACGCAGCAGCUGGACACGGAGAGGGAGCGUGUGGGCCAGGAGGUGCAGCUCCGCGAGGAGGCCCAGUCCACAGUACGGCAGCUACAGCAGGAGCUGGAGGAGACCAGGAGAGAGAGAGACACGGCCCGGGUGGAUCGAGCCCUGGACCAGGCUCGUUUUGAGGCUCAGCGCUCUCAGUGGGAGGUGGAGCUCAGACUGUGUGUGGAACAGCAGGUCACAGAGCGACUCGCAAAUAUCCAGCAGGAGAACAGCACAGCUACAGCUAAACUACGGGAACAGCACAGGAAGCAGUUGCUGGACCUGAGCGCUCGUCAGGAACGAGAGCUUUCAGCACAGAUGGAGGAGUUCAGAGUGCAGUUAGAGGAGAAAGACGAGAAGCAGCAGCAGCUCGCGCUCCACUUCAACAACAAGAUGGCGGCACUGCAGGAAGAGAUGGUUUCUAUGGAAGCCUCUAAGAGGAGGCUGGAGACACAGAGGGAGGAGCUUGUGUCCCGCCUGCAGGGGAUGAUGCGCUCUCAUUGGACGGAGGCUCUGAGGCUGCUGAACAAUCAGGAGCAGGCUGAUGGGAUGUUUUCUCCGAUGUCCCUGUGGGACGGUUCUAAACCUCACUCUUCCCCUCAUGAUCCAGACAGCAGCAUCUGCAGCACAGCUAACACACUCGCUUCAGCUGCUCCUCGGGCCGUGGUUCUGCAUCUGUCCAGAGAGAGGGAGCGAGGGAUGAAGGGAGAGGAGGAGGUCAGAGUGGAGCGAGGGAGAGGAGAGAGUGACUUUGGUCUGUUGGAUCACAGUCACGUGUUCUGUCCUCUGGAGCCGGUGCUGGACGACACUGACCUCACAGCUGUGGGAGGCAGUAAUCUGACCGGUCUCUGGGACAGGCCUGGAGGAGGAGAGAAACAGAGGGAAGCAGGGAGAGAAAGAACCGAGAGAGAGGGCGGAAGGACAGGGAUCAGAGGACAAGCCGUAGAGAUGGGACCAACUGUAAGAAGUCAUGGAGAGAGUCCGGGUCAAGCUCUGAAUCAGACUUCGAAUCAUUUCAGGAAUCAGGAAUCAUAUUCUGAUUCGGACCGCAUCCGGAGUCAGUUUGAGCAGUGUGUGAACAGGCAAGCGAAUCAGAAUCCAGAUCAGAGCGCCAGACUGAAUCAGGUACAUGCCUCCUCAGAGAGACUGACCAGUCAGAGCUACAGCUCAGAGAAGGGGGCGGGGAGAUGUGACGUAUCUGUAGAGAAGUAUAGCGGCGCAGGAAUGAAAGCUCCGCCCAUGAAAGAACAGUCCCUGUCAAUCAAAGAAAGAGCUCCUCCCACUGGGACCAGCGGUUCGUCUCUGGGUGAAGACAGACAGAAUGAACUGCAGUAUUACAUCUCAAAGCUGCUGGAUCGUUCUCCUGGUGACCCUCUGGAGGAGCAGCCGGUAGAGCAGCGUAAAGCAGAAACGCUUCCGGUUAACCCAGGUGUGAACUCUCAGUGGGACGGUUUCUCCUCUGGGCCGAGAGCUCUGGUGAAUUCCCUCCUCACUCGAGCACCAGCUCCUCCGCAAGCCGUAAACCCUCCCUCCUCCACACACAUGCCCUGUGGACCACAGGUCACACCCUCAGUCCUGCGAGGGCAGCCUGACCCACAGCUGGAACAGCUGGCUGGGCUCCUCCGCCUGGCGUUACCUCAGACGCCCACCGACCAGCAACUCCAGCAGCUCCUCGGCAGCCUCAUCAGGCCGGAGGAACCCUGCACUGACCCACUCAGAGCCAAUCUGGACCGCAAACUAGCACAGAACGAAAAGAGAGAGCAGCGUCAGCCUCCGUCCCGCUCUGCUCCCAGUGCCACCUCGCGAGGACGCCGCAGUGGACCACAAUCCCACAGGUCAGGGUCAAAGGUCAACGUCUGGAGAUGAGAUGGGACACUCCCUGUGUUUGUGAGAGAGAGAUGUGAGAUAUGUUGGAGAGAGAUGGUGGAUUGAAUGUACUUCUAAACCUUUUUCACUAAUUUAUUAAACUUUAAUGUUUUUAAUGAACUGUAAAA